Molecule: messenger RNA, 1890 nt
Organism: Xenopus laevis (African clawed frog)
Lineage: Eukaryota; Metazoa; Chordata; Amphibia; Anura; Pipidae
Gene: erlin2.S
Product: ER lipid raft associated 2 S homeolog
Biological process (GO): negative regulation of cholesterol biosynthetic process; negative regulation of fatty acid biosynthetic process; SREBP signaling pathway
Cellular component (GO): protein-containing complex; endoplasmic reticulum membrane; endoplasmic reticulum
Molecular function (GO): cholesterol binding; ubiquitin protein ligase binding
Source: RefSeq, marked provisional
AAAGAAGAUUAGGAUCGAUCAGAAGCGGUGCUCUAAAGGAAGCUGAGAAUGUCCCACGCUGGAGCUAUUGCUGCCCUCGGAGUGGCACUUAUUGCUGCUGCACUCUUCUCGGCUAUUCAUAAGAUAGAAGAGGGGCAUGUAGGGGUGUAUUACAGGGGAGGAGCCUUGCUGACUACCACCAGUGGCCCUGGGUUCCACUUAAUGCUGCCUUUUAUAACCUCAUUCAAAUCUGUGCAGAGUACACUACAAACAGAUGAGGUAAAGAAUGUCCCCUGUGGUACCAGUGGUGGUGUCAUGAUUUAUUUUGACCGAAUUGAAGUAGUUAAUUACCUAAUUUCCAGUGCUGUGUAUGAUAUAGUGAAGAACUACACUGCCGACUAUGAUAAAGCUUUGAUAUUCAACAAGAUCCACCAUGAGCUGAACCAGUUCUGCAGUGUCCAUAAUCUGCAAGAAGUGUACAUAGAGCUAUUUGACCAGAUUGAUGAGGAUCUGAAGCUAGCGUUGCAGAAAGAUCUCAACUUGAUGGCUCCUGGGAUUAUAAUUCAGGCUGUGAGAGUUACCAAACCCAACAUCCCCGAAGCCAUCCGAAGAAACUAUGAGCUCAUGGAAAGUGAAAAAACCAAACUACUCAUUGCUGCCCAGAAGCAGAAGGUUGUGGAAAAGGAGGCCGAGACUGAGCGGAAGAAAGCCAUCAUUGAGGCAGAAAAGGUUGCACAGGUGGCACAGAUCAAAUACGGGCAGAAAGUCAUGGAGAAGGAAACGGAGAAGAAAAUUUCUGAAAUUGAAGAUUUUGCGUUUCUUGCACGAGAGAAGGCGAGAGCUGAUGCUGAGUAUUAUACUGCACAGAAAGCAGCUGAGGCCAACAAGCUUAAACUAACCCCAGAAUAUCUGCAACUCAUGAAAUACCAAGCAAUUGCGGCCAACAGUAAGAUCUAUUUCGGCCAAGACAUCCCAAACAUGUUCAUGGACAGCAGCUCGGCAGGGCCUCGCGUUCAAUCUGCGAAACGUAAUGAACCCGCAGCAGCUGAGGAGCUAAAGUAAAGCCUGGAGAGCUCAACUUUUUUUUUAAGAACAAAUCUUCAAAUUGGAACAGCUAUCUUUUUUUUUUUUUUUUAAAUUAAAAAAAUUUGUAUGUAACAUUCAAACAUAUUUCUGUAACACCUGCAGUUUCAAUGAGGUAAGAGGAUGUUCACUGUGGAUCUAUAGGAGCGAACGCUUUUGUAUUUCAUCAAGCGGAACAAACCAAAUUGCUGACAUCAAAGGUCACAGGUAUUAUAAAAUAUACAUUCAAGGUUUAAAGUAUUAUUACUAAAAGGCAUAUUUUUGCUUAUAGUGAACUAUAAAUAUUUGGCAAUGUUUUUAAACCUGUAGGAAAAGAAUUGGGCAUGCCUAGGCAGUAGCCAUCUGUCUAUAAACAAAAACUCCCCAAAUUACUCUCAGUUGUCCCCUGCGAGAAUCACCUGCAAGCAUCAACACUUGUGCUUUCAAGUGAGAAUCAAGAGCUGAAAGUGGCUUUCUCAUAGGGGACACCCGAUGAAUGUGUAACUGUCUGCUGUUUGGCCCUGUCAAACUGAGCAGGGAAGGGGCAAGAGAUGCUUCCUCUUCAGUAACAUGCUGAACGGAUAUAAGCUGUGAAAAAUCUGAAAAUCAAAAGAAAAAAACUGAAAUCUAAAAAGAUGUAGAGCUCAAAGAGCAGUCUGAUCAAUUUUGUGGUAGAAUAAAUGUCCCAUUAAAAUGUAUAGGUAAAGUUAAAAAUAAAUACAGAACCUGCUACGUUCAUGUCAGAAAUAUUCAACAUCUGUUCAACUAUAGCUCUCAGUAGCCUUCCACUGAUGUCAGAAAUGUUUGUUCAGUCACAGAUGGACAUCCCUGUUGCAAUAAAGGACAUCU